UCCUCGUCUUGUUGCUGCAAAAACUCAAUGUGUUGUCUUUUUAAGGACUGUUGUUCGAUUAUAUCGACAUUUAUUGUCUAAUAUUGUGAUCUCAACAUUUUAGUGGGCUUUUUUUGUGAGUUUCCCGCCAUUUUUUUCUGUCCUUCUCAUGGCUUUCCUUUGUGGGCGGCGGUGCUAAUUGCAGACGAAUAAAUAUUCAGUGGUUGUUUUGAAAGCUGUGCGGUCAGAGCCCCAGUUUUCUUUCUCUUUUCAUUCACCGUGGAUAACAUUAACUCCAGUCUCAGUCAUCUCACACCCUCCCAAUUCCUCCUCCAAGCAAGCGGUAUUCCACAGCUUUUUUUUUUUUUUUAAAGGGAGAGAAUAUCCUCCGUCAGGACAGGAAUAGAGCGCGAUAUAAAUAAAACCGGAGGGAGGUAAUAGAUAGAAGAGAGACACAGCCAAAACAGUGUUGGUAGGUGGGACGGAGUAUGAGGGGGUAAGGAAGGAAGGGAGGUGUGGAGUGUGUGUGUGCAGGGGGGAGGGGUGCGGGGUGCUUCAUGCGCGCAAGAGCUGUGCAACUUCUUGGCAGCAUAUCAGAAAUGAGUCUCAGAAGUCAAGCAGACAUAUUGAAACAAGGAUGGUCGCUGUGUUGUACAAAAGCUGGCUCUUUACAGAAUGGUUGGAAGUCACCUCUCCACAGAACUGCCCCCACAAAGUGGCCAGAGAUCCCAGUAUGAUAAUCCCCUCUGGGGACACCUGCCAGCCAACAGCAGUACCACAAAUGCUGCAUCUUCCACGAUUCUAAGUGGCUGGGAUCAACAGAUCAUUGAGCAGAAGGACACUGAAUCUUGGCCUUCUGUUGCCCUCAGCCAGAUCAAGGUCGCUUCGGGAGGAUGCCCUUUGGAAACUGACCCUGGUCACUUGACCAGCAGUAGCAACAGCACUAGCAGUAGUUGUAGUACAGUGAGUAUGGCCACAGGAGCCAAUAGUCAGACCGGUCACUUCUCCACCAAUCACCUUAGCAGCAAAGCCACCAGUGGGUCCACCCCUGCCAAUCAUGCUGGAACUAGUGUCCUAUCUAACCAGUCUGCUACCAAUCGUAAUUGGGGCUCUGGGCCUGGACCCUCCCAUUGCCCCAUUGGAAAUGAAGUGAAAGGUGACAGCCCUGUGGGAGGAGGCAGUAGGGGCUGGGGUUCCUCCUCCUCAUCCUCCUGCACCAAUUUUAACUUGAACCUAAACCCUAAUGCCAACCCAUCUGCCUGGCCCUUGUUGGGGCAUGAUGGUGGUGGCACUGGAGGAAGCAGCUUAGGGGGAACCAACACUAUAUCACCUCCUCAACCUACAUCCAACCUCUGUAAUCAACCUGGCACCCAGUCGGUUCAAACCAACACUUGUUCUGCUCCCAACACUACCAGCAAGUCUUGUGGGACUGGCAGUGUGUGGGGUUCUGUUAUGACUUCUGAUGCAUCAGAGCCACAGUCCACCUCAUCAGCAAAUGUGUCUUUCAGUUCGGAACCUCAAAACCUUAAAACUGAUGGACCAAAUCACAACAAUAAGCAAGAACCUCCUAGCCCAGUACAAAACGUGCCAGGCUGGGGUAGCACACCCAUAGGCAUGGGCUCUAUGGGACAGCUACAAUCUGGAGGUUCGCAAGUAAAUGGAGAAGAUGGAAACACUGUAUGGGGUAACAGUGGUAACUCAAAGCAAACAUCAUCAAAGGAGGGAUCUGGCUGGGAUUCUUCAUGGGGUCGUGGUGGAAGUGGAACGGCAACUUCUGGAGGCUGGACUGAAAAAUCUGAUGGAGACUGGGGAAAGCAGCACUCUGAAGAGACCCAAAGUGGAUGGGAUGCACCAAGCUCUCCUCCUCAGGAUUCUCAGGCUAGUCCUUGGAGCAGAGCAAUGAGCACAGCUGGGGCCAGUGAAGGUAGCAGUGACAGUAUGGAGGGACUUCCUCGGCAAAGAGGCCGCACACCCAGAGAUAAUCCAGCUCCUUUGUUGCCUGCCCAGGACUUGGACCCCAGGGUGCUGUGUAACACUGGUUGGGGACAGACCCCCGUUCGCCAGCACACCACCUGGGAUAUGGAUGAUACCAAACAGAAAAAUGAUGCUGGCAAUGAACCGUGGGGCUGUGGCCCAACCACUCCAAGCAAUGCACAGGGACCUUCUAAAGCUAACACAGCCCCUAUUCAGAGGGCUGACCAUGGAAGCAAAAGUGAUGUGCCUGGUUCUCAGGGAGCUUCUGGCUGGGGUGGAAGCAUUGCUGCGCCCGCCCAACCCAGCUCUGGUUGGGGAGAGCCACCCAACAACAUAAAGCACCCCGUUGGCCCUGGUGGCUGGGGUAACCCUUCAACAGGAGGACCUAGCACCAGCAUACCCAGGAACAAUAGUCAGUCUUGGGGAGAGGAGAAGUCAACAGGGUGGGACGAAUCUCGCAACAAAUCAGCUUCCCAGGGCUGGGGAGAGCAACCCAAAGCUUCCCACACCUGGGGUAACAGUGGAGGGAGCAAUAACACAGGGGAUUGGGGAGAACAAGAGGAGAGCAAAAAAAGUCCCACAAACCCAGACUGGGAAAACCAGCGAAGCUGGGGAAUGUCUACUUCAGGAUCUGGGGUUUCUGGAGGAGGAAACAUGGGGGGAGCUGGAGGAAGUGGUGGCUGGGGUGACACACCAUCUCAGCGUCCUAUUACUGCCCCUCAAGGUUGGGGUAACAAGCCUCAGGAAGGGCCCUCUGGCAAUACUGGAGGAGGAACCAUGGGUUCGUGGGGUGGUUCUUGCACAGUGAAGCAGGGUACAGGCUGGGGUGGUAAAAAGCAUGAAGUCUCAGCUGAACCUACUGGCUGGGAAGAGCCCUCUCCACCUUCAAUUCGGCGCAAGAUGGAGAUAGACGAUGGAACGAAAGCUUGGGGGGAUCCUGGUGCCUACAAUAAGACUGUCAACCUGUGGGAUAGGAACAAUCCAGGAAUGUCCCAAGCUAAAGCUACUGCAGGAGGCAGCAAUUCCCCGAGUUCCAUUAACAACCCGCCCCAUACUCACAAUCAUCCUUAUCACGUUCUGCCUGCACCGUUACAGAACCAUAGCCAAAACCCUCAAAACUCUGGUCCCACCAGUGGGCCUGUAGAUUCCCCAGUGCAAAACCAAUCUGGACCGUCUCACAGCCGGGGGCCCCUGAUUGCUCAAGGUUGGGGAGAGCUUUCGGGUCCUCACGCAAAGUCAGAGAACUCUUGGGGGGAGCACGCACCCUCCCCUGUCAGUGUGGAUAAUGGCACGUCUGCUUGGGUCAAACCUACUGGGAGCUCUGGAGGCUGGGGAGAGGGCAACUCAGACAACUACACCAGGAGCAACCCAGCCAUGACAUCUGCAUCUUGCAAACCUGCCCCUAAACCUAUGCAAGAUGGAUGGGGAGGAGGAGGUGAAGAGCUUAGUUUGUCAGGUGGUCAGUGGGAUGCAGAGGAGGGCGACAUGUGGGACAGCACCGCCUCCCAAGAGAGCAAUUCUUCUUGUAACUCUUGGGGCAACAUGCCCAAAAAAGGUCCACCAAAGCCGAAAGUCCCAGGAAAACAGGAAGAGGUGUGGAUUAUGAAUCGACUCAUCAAACAGCUGACAGAUAUGGGCUUUCAUAGGGAUCCGGCAGAGGAGGCUUUGAAGAGCAACAACAUGAACUUGGAUCAGGCCAUGAGUGCCCUGCUGGAGAAGAAGACCGAGCUGGACAAGCGUGGCAUGGGCAUAGGUGGGCCAGACUACAAUAACGGCCUCAUGAGCAAGCCCAUGAGCUGCCCUCGGCCUCCACUGCUUUCCAAAGACCCCUCUGCAGAUCCCCGUGUUCCUUUCAUGGAUAAGAUGCAAAGUGGAGUAUUUGGCAGUGGUGGAGCAGCACAAGCCCGGGCCAUGCCGCAGCCGCACCCACCUCCUCAGCCACCAGUGCCACCUCUCAGCUCCUCUCAGCCUAGUCUCCGUGCUCAAGUGCCUCAGUUUCUCUCCCCUCAGGUUCAAGCACAGCUCUUACAGUUUGCAGCAAAAAACAUAGGUCUGAAUCCUGCACUUUUAACUUCACCAAUAAACCCUCACCACAUGACCCUUCUCAAUCAACUUUACCAGCUGCAACUGGCCUACCAGCGUUUACAAAUUCAACAGCAGAUGUUGCAGGCACAGCGCAAUGUUUCUGGCCCCAUUCGACAACAAGAGCAGCAAGUUGCACGAACAAUCAGUAACAUGCAGCAACAGAUCCAACAGCACCAGCGUCAGCUGGCACAAGCGCUGUUGAUGAAACAACAGCAACAGCAGCCACCUCCUUCGCAUCCGGGCCUGCACCCCGGAGGAGCCAAAUCCGCCCUGGAUCCGUUUCCAGGUCAUCCCCAGACUCCAGGCCUCCCUGACCUGCAGACCAAAGAGCCACAGUCCUCUCCUAACACCUACAGCCCCUACGCUCUCUCUGGAUUGAAUCCAAACAUGAAUGUAAAUGUGGACAUGGGAAGUCUGUCUUUAAAGGAACCUCCACAGCCACAGUCACGCCUGUCUCAAUGGACACAUCCCAACUCCAUGGAGAGUCUUUCUGGAAACUCCUCUCCUCUUGAGCCUAAUCUGGGAAAACAUGGUGCCGGUCUGGGCCCCCCUGGGAAGCCCCCUCAGCUGGAUGACUCAUUCAGCCCCUACAACCUGAUCCCCAGCUCCGAGUCUCCUACCAGCCCUCUCGUCCCCCCAGACAGCUGGGGACAGGGCAAGAGCACCAAUGACAAGAUGGCCAACGGGACAAAUAUCAACUGGCCUCCUGAGUUUUGCCCCGGCGUACCCUGGAAAGGCCUCCAGAAUAUCGACCCAGAGACCGACCCGAAUGUGACUCCAGGCAGCGUUCCGAGCGGACCCACCAUAAACACGAACAUCCAAGAUGUCAACCGCUAUCUGCUCCGCGACAGAAGUGGAGGUAAACUCUCAGAGAUGAAAUCUACCUGGUCUCCCGGCCCCAUUUCCCACAGCCAGUCGUCUCUGUCCCACGAGCUGUGGAAGGUCCCCCAAGGCCCCCGGAGCAGCAGCACAGCCCCUUCCCGACCCCCACCUGGCCUCACGAACACAAAGCCUUCUUCUACCUGGGGCGGGAACUCUCUGGGUCUGGCUCAAGGCUGGAGCAACUCCUACACUGCAGCAGGUACCACGUGGAGCACGGACAGCUCCACCAGGACCAGCAGCUGGCUGGUUCUGAGGAACCUCACUCCACAGAUCGAUGGUUCGACCCUGCGUACACUGUGCAUGCAGCACGGGCCCCUCAUCACAUUCCACCUCAACCUCACACAGGGAAACGCUGUGGUCCGCUACAGCUCCAAGGAUGAAGCAGCAAAGGCUCAGAAGUCCUUGCACAUGUGUGUGCUCGGGAACACCACCAUUCUCGCAGAGUUCGCUGGGGAGGAGGAGGUGAACCGCUUCUUUGCACAAGGCCAGUCACUUGGUGGAACAACCAGCUGGCAGGCAUCUCCGGGAACCAAUCAGAGCAGGAUGGGAGGGGCCGGAGCCCCCCAUCCCAUUGGUCAGUCCCCCCACUGGAACAGCAACAGCAACGGCUCCGGCAGCAGCAGCGGCAGUAGCAGCAGCCUCUCAGCAGGUGCCACGAAACCAGGCGGAGAGUUGCUUUGGGGCGGCGUUCAGCAGUAUUCCAGCCUGUGGGGACCCCCCAGCGGAGAGGAAGGUCGAGUCAUGGGGAGCCCCACUCCAAUCAACACACUGCUUCCUGGUGACCUACUGAGCGGAGAAUCCAUGUAGGAGGAGAAACACAAACAACCUUGUAAAUCAAUUUGGAGAUAAUCAGCGACAGGAACAGGAAGAGGAUGAGGCCGCGUCUUCGCCGCCUGACCUCCACAUCCUCCUCCGCUCCUUUUGUGUUUGACAACAUUUCAGUUGCAGUCGGAGGAUUUGGGUUACAGUGUUCAGCUUUCGCUUCUGAAGAAACAACAGAAGUCUCAUUCAUCAAAGAGAAGUUUUUUUGUUUUUUUUUAAAGGAAUGAAAAACUUGUGAAAAGUACUUUAGUCAAACUGACUCAGUGACAAGCUGCCAUCUUUAAACUGACAUUGUCCCUCACUGCCCUUUGAGGCAAUCAUACUGCACCUCAGAGUUCCAUAAAAAAAGAGCAUCAUUCCCAAAGUAAAACUUUCAGAGUGCUUGUUGAACUCUCAGCUGGUUCAGGCUCGACAUUUGUUUCUCUCAGCACUAAUAUUAGCCUUAAACUGUUUCCUGUCCAGCGAUCCUCACCCACUCUGUACUCGGUGAAGACACGUGCACACCUUUAUUUCUGAGCCAGAGACACCUGAGUGGAAAGUGCACGUUUCUGCAUCAUAAUCAUCAGAUUGCCCCCCCCCCCCAACACUCACACACACACACACACAGUGCUCAAAGGGAAUGAUGCAACCCUGUGCGCCUUGUUCAAGCCAUUUAUUUUUGUAGUUUUUCUUUUAAAAUAUUUUUUUUCUUCUUGAACCAUUGCAAGCAAAGCUAAAGAACAAUAUCCAAGCGUGUCUGUCGAUGUUAUCUAAUGGGGGGGUUUGGAUCGGGGGGUAUAGCGGUUACAGACGGUCAACAAAACAACCACUGCUCUUACUACGGAACUGUAAAGACAAACACUUUAGUGCACUCUGCUCGUCUGCAGCCAACCUACAGUUUGGUUUCAACCUCAGACAUCCUCAAUGACCCCCCACCCCCAUUCCACUCCACAUGCAAACCCACCAUUUCACGUGACGUGCAAUAUAAGCCACAGACUGUACCGUCCACGCACCUGAAGACCACGCAGCAGAUCACGAGGAACUGCAAAAAACCCUUCAUCUGACCCCCAACCUUAAAAAGAGAAACUGCCACCACUACCCUCCAUCUCCCUUCAGGGAGGGGGGGCACGCUGGUCCUCACCCUCUUUCCGGUAAACAUACGAAGCACUUCUUCAGCCAGCCUGAGACUGACUCUGGGGGGAGCGAGGGCCAAGUUUGUGUGUGUGUGAGAAAACUGUUUGGCGACAAACCAAAACGAGAAGAGCCUGUGUUUUCUUCACCCGGAAGACCAGAUCACUUUUUUUUUUUUUUUUUGUAAAAAAAUUUGAAGCAAAGAUUUGUGAACAGGUGGUUUCUGAUAGCACUUAUGAAGAGCGCCGCAGCUCGCCGUACCCUCAAUGCCAACCAAGAGAAGAAAAGAAAAGAAGCAAAAAUUGCAAGAAAAGCAAUCUUCUUAGUGGCUUCUCUAUAUGCUUAUUUUUAAAACUUAAGGAUGUGAAUUGUUGUGUUUUUUUUUGUCCUUCCCUCAAGUCAGUGGGACCAUAGGAUGUCAAAUACGGUAGCAAAGUGAAGGGAAAUACAAGACUCAGCUGAUGGUGGGCGUGGCCGGGAAUCCCCCAAAGCGCUCGUCAUCACUGUCUUGUAUCAAAGUAAAUAUCACUGUUACAUCGCAGCAUUGGAGUUUUUGGCCUUCGUACUCUACUAGGUCCGGCGGGGAGGGCCAUCGCCGCCGCCGCCGUCUGUCCUACUUCGCGUGGCCACCGAGUGCCUGCCUGCUGCAGCGUGCAUCGCUAGCAGCAGCCCUCGCCCCUCCCCCAGCCCCCGCCGCGCCGCUGUUUUCCUCGCCUCCCUGCGGACCCGUCCGGACUGGCGUCCCUCUUCUUCCAGCUGCCCCCCCCACCCCCUCCGAGGCCAAGAGCAGCUCUGCCCCGCACCACUCGUGUUGAAUCUACUGCUAUGCCAGAGUCUGUCCUCAGCAAAACCUCCACUUCCACUCCUGCAAAGAUCUCUUCAGGCACUGACGGAGCUUUCCUUUUCUCAUUCGGACUUAUGGAAUUACCAGAGUGCAUUUCUAAGGACUUUGCUGAUGUUGUUGCUGUUUUAAUAUCGUUGAUUGUUUCUGAUGAUUUGGAAAAAAAAAAAAAAAAAACUGGUCUUCAUGCAAUGUUCAGCUACUCUUCUGCCCCUCCCACCGCCUCCGAGGCAGAGUGUUGAUGAGCGGUUCAAGGCACUGCGGGACGUGGAGAAAAGUGUCUGUUAACACUGUAGACCACCUCACCUGACGACAGCCUUCCAUUUCUAUGCAAAUAUAAGGAGGAAUCUGUUUGCAGCCACCCCCCCUCUACAUCUGCCAACCUUCAUUUAUCUCACAACCUUUACUUCCAGGCAGCUUCUCCUGAGACCUCCCCUGGAUGAGAUGUAGGGGGACUGAGAGCUUCUCGGGCUUGGAUGAGGCUGAACUUUUUUUUUUUUUUUUCGUCACCUCUUCAGCCGUGUGCCAACUAACAACCACGUUCUCGUUGUGAGUCAACGCAAACAGGGUUCGCUUUCGGAGAUUUGUGCAGGAGGCUUGAGGAGCAGAAGGGCAGGACAGAUGCAUGGUGUUGACUUUUUAUUGUUGUUUUUUGACUAGAGAACUGGAAAUAUGAACAGGUCGUCGGGCUGCAGUAAGGGGAGGUGGGGUCCCUGUUUGUGCCAGUGCACUGCUUAUGGGUCACAUCAGGUACAUCUCUUAAAAAAGAAAAAUUUUGGCUGUCGAGGUUCUUUUCUUUUUUUUGCAAAAACCAGGAUGUCAGUUUGAACCGCACACUCCCAAGGCAGAGAUGCCCGUGCACCCAGUGGGCCAGCAGAAGCAGGGGUGCACCUCAAAUAGUGGGGGGGGUACCAAGUCUUUAAGCUUGGGGCAGUUUCCCUCUUCCAGAGUCGCCUUAGACUCGCACCAUUCAACAAAACAAUCACUUUUGCCUGUGCUGUCUGUGAGAUUGAAAAAUGCAUUAACUCCACACUGGACUUAAAUCAAAGGAGCUGGUGUUGAAGUGGGGGGGUCGGGAGCGGGACGGGGCGCGUCUCAGAUGUGGAUUUCUUAGCAGCACCAGCACUGAGAACCCCGUCCUCUCCCACACCCCCCAUUUACACUCUUUAUCUACCUGUUUAAGUGUUGGAAAAUCAAAUGCGCUCGCAUUUUUUGUUUGAUUGCUUUUUUGUAACUAUUAUUAUUUUAAGGUGGACUUGAAGGCAUCUGUGGCUGAAAUCAAACCUGUUUCUUAAUCAUGGGUCAGAUGGGGAUGGGUGUGGGGGGGGUCUGUAAUUCAAAAGCCUGGGUUUAAUAUGCACAUGCUAGCUCAUACUCUGUAUACAACCUGCAGUACAGACAGGCGAUAUACGUGUGUAUCUGUGACAAUAUUCCUCUGGUUUUUCACGAUUCCCUCCAGCCUGCCCUGGUUCCUUAACCCCGCAGCGUCCCGCUUGGUUUCCGAGUCCACAAGUUCUGUUUGCACCUCAGCACCCUUAGGGGUUCGGCUGCACCAAAGCUUCCCAAUGCUGGUCCGCUCUCCAAAAUUGGACAUUUUUCCCAGAUUCUUUGGGCUUUGGAAACCAUCUUUUCCCCCCUCAGUCUCCCAAUGAUUUCCAAAAGACGAGAUCAUAAACAUAUCAGAGUAAUACAAAAUAACCACGAAAAUACUUGAAUUUAAAAAAAAAAGCGCCAAUAAUGUAAUGUGAACACUUUUUGUAGAUUUUUGUUUUGUUUAAACUUCAGAGAUUUUUUGAUAAGCAUCAGCUCAGAGUGAAUCGAAUCUAAAAAAAAAAAAAAACAUUUGACGCAAAACUGACAUCUGUCGUAUCCGAGUGUUUGCACAAGGCUGCUUGUACUGUAUGAAUGAAUGUUUUCCGUGUGAAGUGAAUUACAGCGGGACAAGUCCCGCCUCCGGUCUCUUUUCAGUUCAGUAUACUUUUAUUGUUGUUUUUAAUUUUUUUUUUUGUUUUGGCUCGUCAGAUUUCUAUUCAAAUGUUGUAACUAGCCUCUAGUGUUGCACUGAGUGUCGCCCUCCCCCCUCAUCCAGCUAUACGAACAACCUAAUACAAGUACUGAGGGGAGACGGGACAGUUCAUGUGUAAAUGUUUACUCAAGGACUAAAAUAAUUGUGUUUUUAAAAUGUAAAAGGUUUAUCUACCUUAGUGGCUUUCAUUGUGGAAUAAUCCAAGGAAGUAUGGAUCAUAACUGAGUAUUGCACCAUUUUUUUCAAGCUAUAAACCUUAAAAAAAAGAAAAAAAAAAGUCAAAAUUCAUAAAAAUGAAUCAAAGUAUUUUGCAGACCUGUGGCCAUAGAUUGGGGUAGAAGGACUUCAGCUCUCCCAAAUCUGAGCAAGAGGAGAGUGAAAGAGGAGACGGGCCUUGGCUCCAAGGCUCACUUUAGAGGUGCCUACUUUUAUUUUAUUCUUUUUUUAAAGCUUUUAUUCUGCAUUCAUUUCACUCAUUUUUUUCUGCAAGACCACUGACAGUUUACAAUUUUUCUGGAGUUCAGAAAAAUAAAAAAGGAGAUAUUGAAUCAUGGGAAUCUGGAUAGAAAAUACUAAUAAUUUUUUUU
Oryzias melastigma (Indian medaka) is the source of this 10306-nucleotide messenger RNA. RefSeq names its product trinucleotide repeat containing adaptor 6C1 (gene tnrc6c1). NCBI's taxonomy places the organism in Eukaryota, Metazoa, Chordata, Actinopteri, Beloniformes, Adrianichthyidae. The record is from RefSeq and is a predicted model, not a curated record. Gene Ontology annotation, biological process: positive regulation of nuclear-transcribed mRNA poly(A) tail shortening; miRNA-mediated post-transcriptional gene silencing. The transcript has 17 exons. Gene Ontology annotation, molecular function: RNA binding; protein binding. The coding region runs from base 655 to 5727 and encodes 1690 amino acids. Gene Ontology annotation, cellular component: nucleoplasm; P-body.